AUGAGGUUAAUCUUGUCAAAUAAACCAAACGUUAAUUAUAUUCAUUUCAAUUUAACACUCGCCCGACAUGCUGAAACAUAUGCGAAUGCAGAAGGUAUUAUUCAAGGUAUACUUGAUACAGAAUUAUCUAAUAUUGGCUGUCACCAAUCUAGAGCGCUUGGCUUACAUUUACAAUAUCACCGUUUUACACAUAUUUAUUCGAGCGAUCUUAAACGUGCUGCAGAAACAGCUCAUCUGAUUCAUCUACUAAAUCGUGUAUCAUCAUGCGAAAUCAAAUUCGAUAGUUUACUACGUGAACGAAUAUUUGGUAUUGCUCAAGGACGUACACGUCAAUGGUUACGCGAGUUAGCGAAAGAAAAUGGCGUUCCCUAUAUUAAUUUCACACCGUCGGGUGCUGAAACAACUGCGCAAGUUCGGAAACGUGCAAUAAAUUUUUUUGAAAACUUGUGUAAAGAAAUUUGUCUUAAAUAUGGUACAUCUACUUUACUGACAAAACAGGAUACUUCCCAACACCUGGCACGUUAUGUCUCAGCAGAAAAUCUAUUUCUUAAUCAAGAACUUUUAAAAAUUUCACAUAGAAUAUGUUCGAUAUCAACAGAAAAUAUUCAUUAUCAAUUAAUCAGUCCUAUUAUUUUAACAAGAUCAUGUGGAUCAUCGAUAGAUUCAACGUUGGAUCUUUCAUCGCCAUCAUCAUCUAUUUUAUCAUAUAAUAGUAGUAUUGAAAAACGACGCAUUUUCAGCAAAAACCUGACGGAUUUUCCAGAUAAAAAUGAUUGUUUAGAUCUUGACAUACUUGUUGUUAGUCAUGGAGCGGUUAUACGUGAAUUAAUUAAAUAUUUUGCAUGCGAUCUAAAAACAGACAUCGGACAACAUUUAGAGACUAUACAGGAACUAGCUCCAAAUACAUCCAUAACGCGUUUUCAAGUAUCAUAUUCAACAAAUGAACAGCAAAUACCAACAGCAACACUUCAGCUUAUUGAUUAUCAUAAUAAAACUCAUUUAAUUAAUGCAACCAAUGACGAAUAUAAUUUGGACACAACUAAUAUAUGUAGCUUUUAG
Rotaria socialis is the source of this 1059-nucleotide messenger RNA. NCBI's taxonomy places the organism in Eukaryota, Metazoa, Rotifera, Eurotatoria, Philodinida, Philodinidae. The record is from the annotation of a GenBank genome assembly.